This is a messenger RNA of Cordyceps militaris CM01, 1590 nucleotides long. RefSeq names its product MATE efflux family protein subfamily, putative. The record is from RefSeq and is a predicted model, not a curated record. The coding region runs from base 1 to 1590 and encodes 529 amino acids. Gene Ontology annotation, cellular component: membrane. Lineage: Eukaryota; Fungi; Ascomycota; Sordariomycetes; Hypocreales; Cordycipitaceae. Gene Ontology annotation, biological process: xenobiotic detoxification by transmembrane export across the plasma membrane. The transcript has 4 exons. Gene Ontology annotation, molecular function: xenobiotic transmembrane transporter activity; antiporter activity.
AUGGGCGCGCAGGUUCCUGAACGGCAGCAGCGCGGGGAGAGCGGCUGCUGCAACCCCCGCAGCGGCGGGAGCAGUCCGACACGUGGACCGGAGUCCCCAGCCGACGUCGGCGAUGAGGCGGCCGGGGGCGGCAUCCUCCCCGUGACAGAGUCCUCGGCUUUGCUGGGGCGCGGCGGCGGAGACGACCCCGAGACGGGCGAGCAGAAAAAGGGCGGCCGCGACUGGGACGACCUCCCCGCCGUGGGCGACGCCAGCUGGGCGCGCGAGAUGAAGGUGGUGCUCCGGAGCUCGCCGCCCCUCAUUGUCACCUUUUUCCUGCAGUUUUCCAUCAACGCCACGAGCGUGUUUGCCGUCGGCCGGCUGGGCAAGCAGCAGCUGGGCGCGGUAGCCUUGGCCAACAUGACGGCGGCCAUGACCUGCCUCGCGCCCUUCAUCGGCCUCGCCACCAGCCUGGACACGCUGUGCGCGCAGGCGUACGGCGACGGGCGCAAGCACCUCGUGGGGCUGCAGUGCCAGCGGUGCUUCUGGUUCCUGUGCUGCGCGGCGGUGCCGGUGGCGGUCCUGUGGCUCAACUCGGAGAUGAUCCUGGUGCGCAUCGUGGACGCGGAGACGGCGCGGCUGGCGAGCCUCUACCUGCGCAUCAUGAUCCUGACGAUUCCGUCGUACAUUGUGUUUGAGACGGGCAAGCGCAUUCUGCAGGCGCAGGGCCUGUUCCGGGAGACGUCGUACAUCAUCCUGGUGGUGGCGCCGACCAACGUUUUUGUCAACUGGCUGCUGGUGUGGCGGCUCGGGCUCGGGUUCGUCGGGGCGCCGAUUGGCGUCGUCGUCUCGCGCAACCUGCUCGCGCUGCUGCUCGUGCUCUACAUCAGGUUCGUCAACGGCUCCCAGUGCUGGGGCGGCUUCGACCGCAGGGCCUUUGUCAACUGGGGCAUCAUGGUCCGCCUGGCCCUGCCGGGCAUGGUCAUGGUGCUCGCCGAGUGGUUCGCGUUUGAGCUCAUCACCCUCCUGUCCAGUCGCUUUGGCACCGACUAUCUGGCGGCGCAGAGCGCCAUCUUCACCAUCAUCACGCUGCUGUACCAGAUUCCCUUUUCCGUCUCCGUGGCGUCGUCCACCCGCAUCGCUGGGUUGAUUGGGGGUGGUGUCGUUGACUCGGCCAAGGUGGCUUCUCGGGUGGCGGUACUUGUUUCACUCGUCAUCAGCAGCUUCAACAUUGCUACAUGCAUUACUUUCCGGUGGUACAUACCUCUGUUACUCACCAGCGACGAUGCAGUCAUUGCGAUUGUCGCAACGGCCUUGCCCGUGGUAUCGAUCGCGUUGUUCUGGGACGGUAUUAGUGCGGGUGCGCAUGGCAUCCUCCGCGGUAUUGGUAAACAGUCCAUCGGCGGACCAGCCAACAUUUUCGGUCAUUACGUGAUUGCAUUGCCUCUUUCACUAACCUUGGCCUUUUAUUUCGACUGGAAGAUCAAGGGCAUGUGGACAGGCAUCACUGGCGGUCUCAUCGUUGUUUCCAUCAUUGAGUACUUUUACAUUUUAAAGGUUGACUGGCAAAAGGUGGCGACAGAGGCGCGCUCCCGCAACGCCUUGGGAUAG